AAAAUACAAAGAACUAUAUUAUCAUAUUGUUGCCCGUUGUGGCAUGUUUUGUUCUGUUAAUUUUUUUACUAUAAAAAAUUUUGACAUAAUUACAUUAACGCGUACGCGAAGUACGAACGACGCGCCGCCGACGAAAAUAUCAGAGCUGAGUGUGCGUCGCUACGCGUGUAGUACGCCUCGGCGACGCGACGUGGCGCGUCCAACUCCCGCUCUGAGGUUUGACGAGGUGUCACGUGACCCACGCUACCCGCCAUCUUCCUCAUCGUAUAAACAGUCCGACCGGGCGCAGCGCGAAUUCUCGUCGUAGAACCGUGGAUUUCCCAGUGUUUGUAAGUGAUUCGUGCACGAAGCGAUGUCCGACGCCAAGACGGAGACGAAGAACGACAACAAUGUCGAGGAUGCGUCCAAGGAACAGUCAACGGAGGAGAAGCCGACCCCGACAAAAAACAAACGAAGCGGCACCAAGAGACUUUCCACCCUCGAAAGAACUGCUCAGGAAGGCGAGGCACUCUUAAAGGGCAUGAACAAAUCCGUUGGCGAAGUAGAAGGCAGAAGACGCACCCGCAGUUCAGCCAGAGGCCUAACUUCAACAACACCAGUGCCAUCGCCACCCAAGAAGGAAAAAAGAGAAACAUCGUCGAAGGGCGGCGGCGGUCGUGGACGUGGACGUCCCAAGAGGCAAGAAAAGAAUGAAAACAACACGGACGAGGAAACAUCUAACAAUAAAAAUGAAAAGCACACGGAAGAGGAAUCUACAAAGAUGGAGGUAGAUGAGGAAAAAGAAGAGAAAGAGGAAAAGGAAAGCAAACUGAUACAGAAUGAGGACAAAAAUGCGGAGAGCGUUGACAGUAAAGACAGUAAAGACACUGAAAAAAUAUCCGAGGCUAAUUCCAAGGAUGAGAAAGUGACGGAGGAAUCGGAGAAUGUGGUGGACGAAGCUAAAAGUACCGCCCCCAGCGAAGAGAAAAAGCAGGAGGAGGUAAAGGACAGCUCGGACUCGAGUCAAGAUGCAACGGACGCCGCAGCGGAAGCGCUACCUUUAUCUUCAUCGGAGUCUCAAAAUCCCUCCAACACUGUUACUCCCGAGGAAAAUAAGGAAUAACCUCCUUUCGCCUGUUUUACCACUACUUUUAUGAGGUACCAAGGCGGCGCACAUAUUGGGGUCACACAAAUCCAGUCCCCCUCGUCUAUUUUAACUAAUUAACACCUUCUUGUCGAUCGUUGCUUCAACCAGCGCAUUAGAGUCUCAUUUUUAUUUUAUCAUUAUUCCCAGACAACGCAGCUUUUUGAAAAACACGAUAGAAAACGUCUACAAUGUGUUUUAGAAUCUGUUGCACAGAUCUGAAAUUAAUUCAGAUUUUAUUUUCUCCGCCUAUGUUGUACCCUAUCUGUACACAACAUAGUCUAGAAAGGAAAGCUAAGUAAACUAAACUGAACUUGAAUGAUCAGUACUUGAUUGUAAAAUUUCACGAAUCGCUUAUAGAAUUUUCAAAUUUGUUUUUGUUGUUUCUUUUUGAAUCUCCAUGCUGGGUCAUUGUGUUAUAUUUCCUUCAUUACUAUUGCAAGAUUUUCCUGAUAUAAACUUUGUAGCCAGAAUGUUUAACGUCGUGACAAAUUUAUAAAUUUUCACGAUCAGCGAUCCUUUAUGAUAUGUGCAUAUCAAGUAUAUGAUGUUUGUUUUAAAUUUUGUUUUACUCUCGUCAAAUGCUGAAAACCUUUUUUUUUGCGCUGGUUAGUUAGCGAUAAGCAACGCGAGGUGUAGAGCAUACGUUGUUCAUGUACAAUGAUAAUAUUAUUGUAAAAUAUAUUUAAUAUGGACUUAUAUAUAGAGAAAAGUUGUUUUCAAAUCAGAACUGACAUCCUGGUUCUGUAGUGUAACGCCUACGAUUCAGAUCUGAUAUGGAAGUGGCUAAAAAUUAAUUCGUACAUAGCAAAUUACUGUAAUACCUUUAUCGUAUAUAAAUAGUGACUGAAUGAAGUGAAUUAUAUGAGAAUUAUGGUGAAUUGAUUUCUCUUUUUCAUGGAUUAAGCGAAAAAUAAAAUUUCUGAGAAGCGCGCCGCAGCGUUAUCUGUUGUUUUCCUCCCUCGCAUAUACAUCCGCCAUUAACUGUCUACUAAUAACUUUCGAUAAACAGACUAACAUUUAAUAAAUCAAAUGUUGUCAUUUUACGUCUGGAAGCAAUCGGAGAUACAAAUUAUUGAUGAUUACACGAAGAUUUUUAUUACCGCGAUUUUUCUUGUAAGAUCUUUCAGCAGUCCCGUUUUUAUUAGUCCAAUAUUAAAUAUGUUAAUAUUAUUGUGUAUCUGAACUGUGUUGUGAGUGUACAGAUAGAUUAUACGAUUGAUGCACUAUAUCUAGAGGAAUUCAUUAACACACUUGAUGAGACACCAAUAGUACUAUGCAAAUCUAAUCGCAUGUUUUAUUGUGUAAAUGUGUAAAAUGAGAGGGAGAGAGAGAGAGAGAGAAAGAGAAAAAAAGCGAGCGAGAGAAAGAUUCUCGUAAAAAUGCGGACUUGAACGCAGCGAAAACGGAUGAAACUUGAGGAAUUCUUGGCCUCAAACAUCAAAUAGAUUUGCCUACACCAAGUCGCAGCACGAGAGUAUAGUAAACUAUAAGCAUUUCCUUGUACGUCGCACUUCCGAAGAAUGUUUAUUUAAAAAAAUGUGCGGAGAAACGUAGAAUUUACCAUUCCAUUUUUUCUUCUUUUCUUUUUUCCGUUAUGUCAAUGUCAUUCGAGUGUGUCCAUCUGAGAUUUUCGACUGUAAAUAGCGAAGAUCAAGUGUAAUAUACGUGUAAAUAAUUUAACAUUAAGCUUCGUGUAUCACACUGGACCUUUUCUUGAUUACCUUGCGAAAUCUCAGUUCUUAGAGUGCCUCUAGCGUUAGCACGUUGUAUGAUAUGCGAGCGUAGUAUUCCGCCGAUCAAAAUCAAAAGAAAAACCCUGUAACAGCGAGUCUACCUAACUAUCGCUUUUGAAAUGUAUCGCAGAAGUAAUCUUUUUUUUUGCAUAUAUACAUGGGGAAGAUUAUUGUAUGGUUCGAUAUUAGAAUUUCUAUGAAAUAUAUGCAGAUGUAAGAGUGAUUUGUUAACCGAUUAAUCGCUCAAUCGAUGUCAGUCCACACCAAAUUCCAUUGUUAGCUAAUCGAACAAGAACUCUUUUGCUUUAUUAGCAUUCUCGUAGAUUUAUUCAUCAGGACAUUUAUUAUUAAAUUUCAGGAUAAAGUAGAAAUAUGAAUAUCUUAUAUGAAAAAGUAUCUUCUAUAAAUUGAAUAAAUUUCUAGUAUUAUAACAUCAUAUUAUUCCGAUUGAUCGUAUAUAUACAUUUUACCGAAUAUUAAUCUCUGUCUAUAUUAAAACAUAUGAUAUUAAACAGACCCUUUUUAUUACGAGCCUGCAGUAGCCCUAAAUGUCUUUCGUGUCAUUCUAUUUAAAAAAAAAAAAAA
Messenger RNA from Linepithema humile (Argentine ant), 3444 nucleotides. RefSeq lists its product as uncharacterized. NCBI's taxonomy places the organism in Eukaryota, Metazoa, Arthropoda, Insecta, Hymenoptera, Formicidae. The record is from RefSeq and is a predicted model, not a curated record.